AUGGAUCGAGUGGCUGAAUUUAAUCUUUUGCAAGUCGAGGCACUUUCAAACCUCGAGCCUCACACAAAAGACCUUUCGCAGUGUUUUAAUGACCUCGCCUCUUCAGUUGUUGAUGACAAAGAAGGGGAGAAAUACCUGCUUGCGGAACCUGAAGCUAAAGUCGUUGUUGCCGCUAAAGCUGAAGUUUCCCCUCAAACCGUGAUCCCUCAAUCUGAGGAUGUCAUCACAUUCGAUGAAGCUGAAGCUGAUGUUGAAGCUCAGGAUGAUGAUGGUGCCGUUAUAGCACCUAAUAUUGACGAAGACCUUCCUAUCACCUUUGCAGUAAAUGUUAGUGAUGAUGAAGACGAAGAUGAUGAAGAUACUCCUCUACCUCAUGACGGAUGCGACCUUGGAGAUGAUGAUGAUAAAGACAAAGACGAUAAUGACAACUUCAUUAUACAUAUCACACAAGACCAGCACUAG
Molecule: messenger RNA, 462 nt
Organism: Cynara cardunculus var. scolymus (artichoke)
Lineage: Eukaryota; Viridiplantae; Streptophyta; Magnoliopsida; Asterales; Asteraceae
Product: pheromone-processing carboxypeptidase KEX1-like
Exons: 1
Coding region: 1-462 (153 amino acids)
Source: RefSeq, a predicted model, not a curated record